AUUUCUUCCAAAAUAGGUACGACUCUUUUGUGCCAAAAUUGAUUCUCAACGAAACCCGCAAACGCGUAGCUUUACACUCAAAGACAGAGAGAAUGCCUCUUCCUCAUGAUCUCUGUGCUCGACUUCAAAACGCCUUCCGAGCACGCCACCAAAAAAUAUGUGUCGAGCACAACACUCAGAAUCUCGGGAUCCUCUCCAUCCUACUCCGCUCAGGAUUCAUUUCUAACCUCACACGCGGAACGAUAGAACAACCCUCACCUGACCUCUUCCACUCUGCACGAGAAUCUCAGAGGCGUAUCUGGGCCGACCUCAAAUAUCGAGAUGAUAGACCCGUGUUAAAUCAAAUGGAAUUGGUUAGCAGACCGAGCAAACGCAUAUUCAUGGAUUUAUCGGAAAUAAGGUUGCUGUGUUCUGGAAGACGGACACAGACGAUUCAGCCAUUGGGUAUGGGGGAAAUUGCUGUGGUGAAAACAAAGAGCAAGGAGCAUCAGUGGUUGGAAGCGAGAGAGGCUCUACAGUUGAAAUUGGAUGGGGAAGUUGUGUGUCGAGCGCGUUAAAGAUCCUGUUUCGGUGCGUUGUCUGGGUGGUGUUCGGAGUUCGUUGUUCUUACCUCUAGAAAAGGCUAAUAAAAACGAGAAUAACCCUGGCAGUCUACCUUCUCGGAGCAAAGUACGAGUUAUAG
Molecule: messenger RNA, 682 nt
Organism: Marasmius oreades (fairy-ring Marasmius)
Lineage: Eukaryota; Fungi; Basidiomycota; Agaricomycetes; Agaricales; Marasmiaceae
Exons: 3
Coding region: 93-557 (154 amino acids)
Biological process (GO): translation
Cellular component (GO): ribosome
Molecular function (GO): structural constituent of ribosome
Source: RefSeq, a predicted model, not a curated record